AUGAAAGUUAUUUUUCAUGAACCCGAUUCUGGCAGGCAAAUUAUAGCUCAAGCUGCUCGCAACCUUUGCAACAGUUCUGAUCUAGUAAAUUAUGGAAUAUUAGAGAAGGCGGUAACAGGUGCGAGGUUGCUCCGGGAUUCACGUGGUUCAAAUUCGGCCGCUAAUGCAGGCAACUUCCAGGCGAAGCUGAAGCCAAAGCUUGCUCUGGCUGAAAAUGGCCCUGCAUAA
Messenger RNA from Protopolystoma xenopodis, 228 nucleotides. NCBI's taxonomy places the organism in Eukaryota, Metazoa, Platyhelminthes, Monogenea, Polystomatidea, Polystomatidae. The record is from the annotation of a GenBank genome assembly.